Molecule: messenger RNA, 2016 nt
Organism: Penicillium bovifimosum
Lineage: Eukaryota; Fungi; Ascomycota; Eurotiomycetes; Eurotiales; Aspergillaceae
Product: putative PHD finger domain protein
Exons: 2
Coding region: 1-2016 (671 amino acids)
Biological process (GO): regulation of DNA-templated transcription
Cellular component (GO): nucleus; Rpd3L-Expanded complex; Rpd3L complex
Source: RefSeq, a predicted model, not a curated record
AUGCCGAUGACAGACGACACAGACGACAGCGGAGGGGUCAUCCUGGAUGGCCCCUUCGAUCCAGAUGCCCAGGCUACAGUCACCGACUUCAUUGACUAUACAGAAUACCUCCCCGCAGACCUAAUCCGCUCCUUGACCCUCAUCCGUGACCUCGACGAUCGAUACCUCGACUCCGCGCAAGCUGUCCACCAGCUGACACGGGUCUACGGCCAGCUCCCAAGCCUUCCCUCGGAGAGCCGACCGGGCGCAAUUGCAUUGCGCAAAGACAUCUCCGCUCAGGUGGAUCGCGCCAUCAACGCGCGUGAGUCGGCAUACGCCGAGGCCUGUCGCCUCUACGAUGUCGUCGAUCGCCACUUCGACCGGCUGGGCUGCAUUCGUCAAAAGCUCGAGGCACUGCCGAAGCCUGCCUCGGCGGAGCCAACACCCCCGCCAGGACCUACACAGAAGCGUGCGCGUGGAGGCAGAAAGAGCAACAAGGAUGUCCCGACGCGUAUCACUCUUCGGUUGGACAAUCGCAACAAGCGAGAUAGUACUAGGAGCCGCAUACCAGCAGUCGACGGAGCUUUUGACCCAGACUCCCCGCUUGCGAGUACCGAGCAAUCGGACUUGGAGGGCGAACUUACCAGAUCCAUCCCCAAGCCGGCUCGUCCUCCAAAGAAGGAAAAGGCGCGUCGCCUCAGCUCUGGGAUCGGGCCAUCGACCGCCCAAGCUCUUGCUCAGUUGAAACCGCCACCGGCAGAUGCGAAACUGGGCAGCGAGGAUCUGCCGUGGCUGCGCUUGACGGAAUGGGAGAUGACCCGGUUGCGAAAGAAGAUGAAGAAGAAUGCCGUGUGGCAACCCAGCGAGGUUAUGAUUCACCGCGAACUGGCCCUGGCAAAUCGUGGAUGGGAAGCAUAUCGUGCAGCGAAGGCUCUGGCAGAAGAGACUGGUGCGGAGUUUGUUGAUUGUGAUAACAUUGAGGAAACCCGGCGCGGGGAGAUUGCGAAAGAUCUAGAGGAGACAAAGCUCAGCAAUCGUGGAAUGAAACUGAACGAAGCAAAGAAGUUGAAACGCGAGCAGUUGGCGCGUGAACAAGCAUUGAUGGAAGGCGAAGGCAUCUCCACCAACGCUUUGCCAAGUCCAGCCCAACCCACUCCAGCCGCGAACCGGUCAUCACGAAAAAGGAAACUCGAAGAAGUUACUCUAGAAGAUAAAGGACUCCAUGUUCUCGAGACGGCAAAAGCUGCGCCGACUGCAGCUCCAGUUGCACCUUCCGCCCCUGCCCCUGCGAGGGCUGAUGCUUCUCGGCGCAGAUCUGGUCGCGGUGCUCAGGUCACGGAAUCCACCGACGAUCUCAUUGCCCCAAUCAAGACCCGCACGUCCCCUACCACUGAAGCCAGACUCUCCCCUCCUCAGCCCAGCCCAUCCGGUUCCCGACGAUCCAACCGCUCCUUAGUCCAUACCGUCACUACGCCCACUCCGCCGGUCACUCGGCCUUCAUCGCGACGGUCUGCAGCUGCCGCAUCAAUAGAAGGAAUCACCGGCGCCCUCCCAAUAAUAGCAGCAAGUGGUCGUGAUCGUCGCAUCAAAAGCGCGACACCCGCUCACAAUGCCCCUGUCCGCGAAGCGUCCAAUGCGCCAAGUGUCCCCGGCCCGGCCAGGCGGCGCAAACGUCCCGCACCAGGUCCCAUCUCCAAUGGUCAAGAUGGAGGCGCGGCCGUAAGUUACGGACGCCGCAAAGCCAAGCCAGGAAAGAAGCGUCUCAGUAUCCGGGAUUCCCAGGAUGUUCGUGUCGACGAAGAUGGCGUCCUGGAGCAGAUCGAUGCCAACGAGCCUCGAUACUGUCUUUGUGGCGACGUUAGUUUUGGAACAAUGAUCUGCUGCGAAAAUCAAGAUUGUGACCGUGAAUGGUUCCACCUCGCCUGCGUGGGCUUGGAAGAAGUGCCCUCCCGCACAGCUAAGUGGUACUGCCCUGAGUGCCGUGUCAAGCUGCACAAGGGCGAAGACGGUAUCAUCAAGGGUAGUUCGCGGCGUUAG